Messenger RNA from Harpia harpyja (harpy eagle), 744 nucleotides. It is a transcript of the gene CKS2, whose product is annotated as CDC28 protein kinase regulatory subunit 2. The record is from RefSeq and is a predicted model, not a curated record. Gene Ontology annotation, cellular component: cyclin-dependent protein kinase holoenzyme complex; SCF ubiquitin ligase complex. The transcript is spliced from 3 exons. Gene Ontology annotation, molecular function: histone binding; cyclin-dependent protein serine/threonine kinase activator activity; ubiquitin binding. Bases 94 to 333 code for a protein of 79 amino acids. Gene Ontology annotation, biological process: regulation of mitotic cell cycle. NCBI's taxonomy places the organism in Eukaryota, Metazoa, Chordata, Aves, Accipitriformes, Accipitridae.
AACGGAGCGGGCGGUUAGUCUGCGCGGUUGCCCGUGAGGAGAGCUGGUCUGCUCCGUUCGUUGCUCCUGCCGCCGCCUUCGCUGCCUCUCGCCAUGGCCCAGAAGCAAAUCUACUAUUCCGACAAGUACUUUGACGAGCAGUACGAGUACCGGCACGUGAUGCUGCCAAGAGAACUUUCAAAACAAGUGCCAAAAUCCCAUCUAAUGUCUGAAGAGGAGUGGAGACGACUUGGUGUUCAGCAAAGUCUUGGCUGGGUUCACUAUAUGAUCCAUGAGCCAGAACCGCAUAUUCUUCUCUUCAGAAGACCUCUUCCAAAGGAUGAGCAGAAAUGAACCAUUGUCUAUAAAUCUUCUCUUAACUCUUCUGGAACUAUGUAUAUGAGUGUAUAUAAGUUGGUAGUAUUCAGUGAAUACUUUAAAAUGUACAAAACAUGCAUCCAUACCUGUGCAUGAGCUGUAUUAUUCACAGCAACAACGCUCAGUCAAAUGCAAUUCCAAGUAGGCUGCUAUCUUGUUCUAAGAGUGAUGAGUAUAUUCUUUACUGUUACUAUAAGUGCCUCUGGCUUUUAAGUUACUACUUUAAUUAAACUGUGUGGCAUGUUCUGACUAGAGGAUCACUUGUUACCUGUGUUCAGUAAAUUUUGCACUCAGCUGUUCUGCUGAAGUGUAGCAUGUUCAAAUCCAGUGCCUCACUUGUUCAGUAGUAGGCAUAAAGAAAUAAACUGGUUUUGAUGCUUUAUAAAA